UUUUGAAAGGGGUGGAAAAUAUAUUUUGAUAUAUAUUCUUCCGUCAGCCCCUCAUUGACUAUCAACGAAAAAGCUGCCCACAUGUCCAUUGCUUGAGAGCAAAUAGCAGCAGCAGCAGCAGCAGCAGCAGCGAUUUUGCAAAAGCUUCCGAGAUCCGAGGUCUUCUUUCCAGUUUCUGCAACCCAGGCGAGACGUUUUUGGUGCUCCUUGCAAACUUUUCGUUGUCGUUGCCGCUGGGCUCGAAUCUUUUCAUGCAGUUUUAAGAGACCCUGCCACUUUCGCUUUUUCACCCCUCCCCACCCUCCUCUUCCUCCCCCCACCCACCCCCUCUUCCCACCCCCUCUUGCUCGCUUUUUUCAUUUCCACCGAUAUCCCUCCCUGGGCCGCUUUCUCGCAUGAAUCUCCUCGACCCUUUCCUGAAGAUGACCGAGGAGCAGGAGAAAUGCCUGUCCGGCGCCCCCAGCCCCACCAUGUCGGACGAUUCGGCCGGCUCCCCUUGCCCGUCGGGCUCUGGAUCGGACACCGAGAACACGCGUCCCCAAGAGAACACGUUCCCCAAAAGCGACCCGGACCUGAAGAAAGAGAGCGACGAGGACAAGUUCCCCGUGUGCAUCCGAGAAGCCGUCAGCCAGGUCUUGAAGGGCUACGACUGGACGCUGGUGCCCAUGCCCGUGCGCGUGAACGGAUCCAGCAAGAACAAGCCCCACGUCAAGCGCCCCAUGAACGCCUUCAUGGUGUGGGCGCAGGCCGCGCGCAGGAAGCUCGCCGACCAGUAUCCGCACCUGCACAAUGCCGAGCUGAGCAAGACGCUGGGCAAACUCUGGAGGUUACUGAAUGAGAGUGAGAAACGCCCAUUUGUGGAGGAGGCGGAAAGGCUGAGGGUGCAGCAUAAAAAAGACCAUCCAGACUAUAAGUACCAGCCACGAAGGAGAAAGUCGGUCAAGAACGGGCAGGCUGAGCAAGAGGAAGGAUCUGAGCAAACUCACAUCUCCCCUAAUGCCAUCUUCAAGGCCCUGCAGGCGGAUUCUCCCCAGUCUUCAUCCAGCAUGAGCGAAGUGCAUUCCCCCGGGGAACAUUCUGGACAGUCUCAAGGGCCACCGACCCCUCCCACUACACCUAAAACAGAUGUGCAGCCCGGUAAGCAGGACCUGAAACGGGAAGGGCGCCCCCUGCAGGAAGGAGGAAGGCAGCCGCCCCACAUCGACUUCCGAGACGUGGACAUUGGCGAGCUCAGCAGCGACGUCAUCUCCAACAUCGAGACCUUUGACGUCAACGAGUUCGACCAGUAUCUCCCGCCCAACGGCCACCCCGGGGUCCCGGCCACCCAUGGCCAGCCCGGCCAAGUCACCUAUACCGGCAGCUACGGAAUCAGCAGCACGGCAGCCGCUCCAGCCGGCACAGGGCAUGUCUGGAUGUCCAAGCAGCCGCAGCAGCCGCCGCCUCCAUCUCAGCAGCCGCCGUCCCAAGCGCCGCAGCAGGCCCCACAGCAACCGCAGCACACCUUAACCACGCUGAGCAGCGAGCCAGGGCAGGCCCAGCAGAGGACACACAUCAAGACCGAGCAGCUGAGCCCCAGCCAUUACAGCGAGCAGCAGCAGCACUCGCCCCAGCAGAUCAGCUACAGCUCCUUCAACCUGCAGCACUACAGCUCCUCCUACCCCACCAUCACUCGCUCGCAGUACGAUUACACAGACCACCAGAGCUCCAACUCGUACUACAGCCACGCUGCCGGCCAGAGCUCCAGCCUCUACUCUACCUUCACGUACAUGAACCCCGCCCAGAGGCCGAUGUACACGCCCAUUGCAGACACUGCGGGGGUGCCUUCCAUUCCUCAGACCCACAGCCCGCAACAUUGGGAGCAGCCUGUCUACACGCAGCUCACCAGGCCGUAAGGUUUUUGACGGAC
This is a messenger RNA of Lacerta agilis (Sand lizard), 1906 nucleotides long. RefSeq names its product SRY-box transcription factor 9 (gene SOX9). Gene Ontology annotation, biological process: oligodendrocyte differentiation; chondrocyte differentiation; heart development. The record is from RefSeq and is a predicted model, not a curated record. Gene Ontology annotation, molecular function: RNA polymerase II cis-regulatory region sequence-specific DNA binding; DNA-binding transcription factor activity, RNA polymerase II-specific. The coding region runs from base 396 to 1892 and encodes 498 amino acids. NCBI's taxonomy places the organism in Eukaryota, Metazoa, Chordata, Lepidosauria, Squamata, Lacertidae. Gene Ontology annotation, cellular component: nucleus. The transcript is spliced from 3 exons.